AGGAAUUUCUUGUAUCUACAGCAGAACUUAGGGAAAUGUGUGAAUAUUACUUUGAUGGAAAAGGGAAAGCCUUUCGACCAAUGAUUGUGGUACUAAUGGCAAGGGCGUGCAAUAUUCACCAUAAUAACUCCGGGAGCUUCACCCCUCUGUGCAAUCAAAGAAAUUGACUGGAACAGUUGGAGGGCAGCAUUAUAUCUGGCAGGGGGAGAGAGCCCACAAAUAUUAAUAGGGUACCUUGAUUAUACUUCACCAUGCUACUGCUGCCCUCAAAGAUCAAAAACUCUUGAGAGCUAAGAGAGUUCAGCUAGUCUCGUGCAAAGAAACAAAGAUAUAGAUUGUGACUCCUGCCAGAUGAUCUCUUCAAAAAAGCAGAAUUUUUACAGAAAAGUAACUUCCCACUUUCAGGUGAAUUUUUUUCAUCUCUUUUUCGCCACUUUCUCAGUGGUCCCUUUUACUGGUUUUUGUUCUUCAUCCUUUCCCUUCCCUGGCACUGUUCUUCAGACAGUUUGCUCUGCUUUUCAUCAGCUGAGCCCUCAUCUCUGCCUCCAGGGGUUGUGUUAUUGACACUGCAUUUCAUUUUCUUCUUCUCCAAUUGCCAGUCCUAACUCUUGUACAACCUUCUGCAUCCAGCAUAUUUUCCACUGUUAAAAUCUUGUUUGCUGUGUAAAUAGCAGUAGAAAGGAAAAUGAUCCCUCUGUAUCCAUUAAAAUAGCAGACAUCAGUUUACACAAUCUUAGGCCCUAAUUCUGGUAUGUGUUCUGCAUGGAUGGACCCCGGUGCCCAGGCAGAAUUCUAUUGGAGCUCCAUGCAGAAGCAGGGAUGCACCCACACAGAACAGCUUGCAUGAUUGCAUGGUCAUAUUUCUUACAAUUAAAAAAACAGGUCCCCAAACUAUUCUCAGUAGAUUAGCCUCUUUUUUUCCUUCAGCAAGUUCACAUUAUCCAAGCCACUGCAAGGAAAAUUAACACUCAGUUAAUAUUUUGGAUCCCUUGUGUCCUCAUUACAAGAUCAGUGGAUGAAGUAUGCAAAUUGUUCAGUGAUGCAGGAAGUCCAGUCUGCUGACAUAGUUUAUGGCACAGGGAAUUCCAAUGAGCAGUUGAAUGCAUGAAAGAGGCUGGAAACUUUUACAGUUGUUUUAAGGGAGGUGCAAGCAAGCCAACGCUCUGUGGCCAUAAUUGCAGAGAUGAUCCAUACUGCUAGUCUAGUUCAUGAUGAUGUUAUUGAUGAUGCAAAUUCUCGGAGAGGAAAAAUGACUGUUAAUCAAAUCUGGGGGGAGAGAAAGGCUGUUUUAGCUGGGGAUUUUAUCCUUUCAGCAGCUUCUGUUGCUUUAGCAAGAAUUGGAAACACUACUAUUAUUUCGGUAUUAAGUCAGGUGAUUGAAGAUUUGGUGUGUGGUGAAUUCCUUCAGUUGGGCUCCAAAGAAAAUGAAAAUGAGAGAUUUACUCACUACCUCGAGAAGACCUUUAAGAAGACUGCAAGUCUUAUCGCAAACAGUUGUAAAGCAGUUUCCAUACUAGGCUGCCCUGAUCCAAAAGUUCAUGAGAUUGCAUACCAGUAUGGAAAAAAUGUUGGCAUAGCUUUUCAGCUAAUAGAUGAUGUGCUUGAUUUUACAUCGUGUGCUGACCAAUUGGGGAAACCAGCAGCAGCAGAUCUCAAACUUGGAUUAGCCACAGGCCCUGUUUUAUUUGCUUGCCAGCAGUUUCCAGAAAUGAAUGCUAUGAUCAUGAGGAGAUUCAGUUUGCCAGGUGAUGUUGAACGUGCUCGGCAAUAUGUACUUCAGAGUGAUGGUAUACAGCAAACAACCUACCUCGCCCAACGCUACUGCCAUGAAGCGAUGAAAGAGAUUAGUAAACUCCGGCCAUCCCCUGAAAGAGAUGCCCUCAUUCAGCUCACAGAAACUGUACUCACCCGGGACAAGUGACACACCUUCUUCCACUCAUUCUGGCAGCUACUUACCAGACUGUGCCUACAAAACUACACUUCAAAACAUCAUGGUUUGCUUCCAGUGCUGGUUACCAAAAAAUAUUUUUAUAAAAUAUUUUCUGAAAUUAAUGUACUUUAAGUUUAUGAAGACAUUUGAGGGAAACCAUACAACUAUGAAACAAGAUCUUAUUGUACUAAUUCUGUCUAAUUGUUUUAAUAAGGGUGUUUGUUGUGGGAAGUAUUGUUUACACUUAAUAUUGAUGUACAAGGCCAUAAUGAGAAUAAAGAUCAGUUAAAAUUAA
This is a messenger RNA of Dermochelys coriacea (leatherback sea turtle), 2225 nucleotides long. It is a transcript of the gene PDSS1, whose product is annotated as decaprenyl diphosphate synthase subunit 1. Gene Ontology annotation, cellular component: mitochondrion; transferase complex. Lineage: Eukaryota; Metazoa; Chordata; Testudines; Dermochelyidae. Gene Ontology annotation, biological process: isoprenoid biosynthetic process; ubiquinone biosynthetic process. The transcript has 10 exons. Gene Ontology annotation, molecular function: prenyltransferase activity. The coding region runs from base 1184 to 1921 and encodes 245 amino acids. The record is from RefSeq and is a predicted model, not a curated record.